Molecule: messenger RNA, 6168 nt
Organism: Myxocyprinus asiaticus (Chinese sucker)
Lineage: Eukaryota; Metazoa; Chordata; Actinopteri; Cypriniformes; Catostomidae
Product: guanine nucleotide-binding protein G(q) subunit alpha-like
Exons: 8
Coding region: 992-2200 (402 amino acids)
Biological process (GO): phospholipase C-activating dopamine receptor signaling pathway; action potential; adenylate cyclase-modulating G protein-coupled receptor signaling pathway
Cellular component (GO): heterotrimeric G-protein complex
Molecular function (GO): guanyl nucleotide binding; G-protein beta/gamma-subunit complex binding; G protein-coupled receptor binding
Source: RefSeq, a predicted model, not a curated record
CUCUCCGACCUGUCCAUCACGCUUCAUUUUCCAGCUGUCGCAGCUCCAGGUUUGUGUGCGACUCACACCGGACUGGGAGAGACUGACGGGGGUGACGUGCGAUUAUCUGGACAUUUUUUCACGCCGUCGAUUUUUUUUUUUUUAGGAGUCCAAUAUCCUUGUCAUUUCUGUCGUCAGGCUCGAACCUACGAUUUUAAGCUUUAGAUAUCCACAAACCUUAGUCGAAUGCAAAGAAAUGAGUGGAAAAAUCAGCGCGUGGAGUGUAAAUACGGAUCCGGCUAGCUAGCGGGUUAGCCUACCCAAUUAACCUAGUUAGUGCGCUCAGCUAAUUAACUUUUCGCGUUUUGCAGCCUCAAAAUCAAAUGUUUGCACGAUAGUCAGUGUCUUUAAAAGCUCAGAUGGCUGUGUUCUGCCACCUGUCGACGUGUAUUAGAUAGGGAUCCGGCAGCUAAUGGACAGCGUUGCGGUAAAUCUGGGCACUGGGACGGUUAGCUUAGCGAGACAGCUGAAGGCAGCACGAAUGUCGUGGCAGGCUCGUUUGUCCCUCCGGGACUCUAGUUGGUAGUCAUCUCAAAUGAUAAAAACAGAGUUUGAGUAGGUAUAUUAAUAGAGGAGAUAUUUAGUUUUGAGGAAGGUAUUGUUUCCGGCCCGGCCUCCAGUCUCAUUAGUCUUUGGCCUGGUGUGACAGAUCUGUUUGGGUACUUUUUUGCCUUAUCGAUUUAAGUGUACCACAAGGCAUCCUGGUUUCCCUCUCCAGCUCUUUCGUUUCAGUGCAGAAACAACCAAGGCCCUUGAUUCAUAUCUGGGCCCAGUCAUUGUUUUGUUCAUGCGUAAAAAAGGCCUUGAUUGCAUGCUGCAUUUUAAAUAACAUUACCCCCCAAUCACCAGUGCGUCCAUCCCGGUCCUGUUACCCUUUCGACACGCUUGCAAAAGGGAAGCGGAGAGUAGAACUGCGUCAAGAUUAGGGUUGGGAUCUCCAAACGCUGCGGUAAUGACUCUCGAGUCCAUGAUGGCCUGUUGCAUGAGUGAAGAGGCGAAGGAGUCCAAAAGAAUCAACGCCGAGAUCGACAAACAGCUCCGGAGAGACAAACGAGAUGCGAGACGAGAGCUUAAACUCCUAUUACUGGGCACAGGAGAGAGCGGCAAGAGCACGUUCAUCAAACAGAUGCGCAUCAUUCAUGGGACGGGCUACACUGACGAGGACAAACGUGGCUUCACCAAACUUGUCUACCAGAACAUCUUCACCUCCAUGCAGGCCAUGAUCCGUGCCACCGAGCACCUCAAGAUCCCAUUCAAAUACGAAGAAAACAAGUCCAAUGCUCUUCUGGUUCGAGAGGUUGACGUGGAGAAGGUUUGCUCAUUUGACCAGCCCUACAUCAGUGCAAUAAAGAUGCUUUGGACAGAUCCAGGUAUCCAGGAAGCCUACGACCGCAGACGAGAGUACCAGCUCUCUGACUCCACUAAAUAUUACCUUAGCGAUUUAGAGCGUAUAUCGUCUACGGGAUAUGUGCCCAGCCAGCAGGAUGUGCUGAGGGUCCGAGUGCCAACCACUGGCAUCAUAGAGUAUCCCUUUGACCUGGAGAAUAUAAUCUUCAGCUAUCUAAGUGAUUUGGAUCGUAUCGCAGACCCAUCGUAUCUGCCAACUCAGCAAGACGUGCUUAGGGUUCGCAUCCCAACCACAGGGAUUAUUGAAUAUCCCUUCGACUUGCAAAGCAUCAUUUUCAGGAUGGUGGACGUUGGAGGGCAAAGAUCAGAGCGCAGGAAGUGGAUCCACUGCUUUGAGAACGUCACAUCCAUCAUGUUCUUGGUUGCCCUGAGCGAAUAUGACCAGGUCCUCGUGGAGUCUGACAAUGAGAAUCGAAUGGAGGAGAGCAAAGCGCUGUUUCGCACAAUCAUAACCUACCCCUGGUUCCAGAACUCUUCAGUCAUUCUAUUCCUCAACAAGAAGGACCUGCUGGAGGAGAAGAUCAUGUACUCUCACUUGGUGGACUAUUUCCCUGAAUUUGAUGGUCCGCAGAGGGACGCCCAGGCAGGCCGCGAGUUCAUCCUGAAGAUGUUCGUGGACCUGAACCCGGACAGCGAUAAGAUCAUCUACUCGCACUUCACUUGCGCUACAGACACCGAAAACAUCCGCUUCGUCUUCGCAGCGGUCAAGGACACCAUCCUGCAGCACAACCUCAAAGAGUAUAACCUGGUGUGAGAGGGAGAGACCAAAAGAGAGAGAGAGAGAGACACCUGCAGCCCACAUAUGGCUGAAAGCACUACACACUUCUAUGUAUUAGACACAUGCACAAUAAUUGACCGCUUCACCCCAUUAGCCACUGGAUCUUCAUGUUCUUAGUCCUUUUUAUUUGCCUGUUUUUCUCUCUGGAUGAGUUGACUCUUGGCAUACCCCUCCAGUUAAUAGAUGUAUCAUCUUCUCUCCCUUGUUGGUUCUCAGUUUAUCAUGAGGGCUGGGCCAUUUAAGUGGUGCCUAAUGAUAAAUGGCAUUAAUUUGCUUGGUAGAUGGGCUGCAGGUGAGCUCUACCUGAGUGGAACUGAGGUACGAACUUAACGGAAACACUCUGGGUGAAGAUGCACGCAUCCGUAAUGAAGAGUGGGCAAGAUUCUUAAAGGACAUCCUGUGCUCUUCAUUGAGUCUAAACUUCACCUCGUAUCACUGAAUUUAACCAGGUGUAAGUUUAGCCAUUAGAUGCUACGACACUAGAGGAGGUGGAGGCGAUUAGAUUUGAUUUAAUACUAUAUUAGGGGUCAUGUAUAGAGAUUCAAGUUUAUCCAUUACUACUGGCAUACUUUAAAGAGAGAUGAUGCACCACAUGACUUUUUUCUGUAAUACUAGGAAGAUUAAAUGAGUAAUGAAAACCACACCAGUUUUCUAAAUGUCAUUGGAUUUUGUUUUUACAACUCUAACAAAGUUCCUCCUUCCCGAAAUUGUUUGCGACAUUUGCCAGGCUACCCACUUCCUUGUGUUCACAAAUGUUCUCUUCAUGAGGCAUACUGUUUUCUUAAGUUCGAUAUUUGCCAGUAUUGGGUAUAUAAUCAGUACAAUUAAAGGGAUAGAGCUAGUAUGUUAAGAUAUUUACGGAAGGUUGCGAAAGAUUGUGAUUUGUUUACAUGCUUCGUCACAAAUCAAUUUAAUUUUUGGUCUUUGAACAGAGAAAUCAAAAAGGAUUUCCCAGCCAAUUCAUUCAAGUUUCUACACAGUAUAACAUGAAUAUUUGCGUGGAUUUUGUUGUCAGGAGUUUUUGUAGAUGUGGUGAGGAACUUUGAAAUCGGAAUAUCCAGUGAUUCAGAUGUUCAUAAAUAUGUUCGUUCCAUUAAUUCUUUGGGCAGCGCAGUACAAAAGUGCUAUAUAGAGUGAAAUCAAUUUGUUUAUUUAUGUAAUUUAUGGACCAGAUAUAUAAUGAUGUGGAAAAUUGGACUCACUUUUCCGCAUGACCGCACUACAAUGAAAGCGGGGAUUGAGUCUGUACUGCUGUAAAAAAUCCAUUGGCAAGUGAUCUACUUUUGGUAUUUUGUAAUUGAUUGUCACAGUUCUGUUUUUUUUUUUUUUUUUUUUUUUUUUUUUUUUUUUGAAUAUUUGAAAUGCUUAAAUGGGAAGUUGAAUUUCCACUUCAUGAACGUCGCUUUAUGCAAAUAGGAAAUUGAGAAUUUAACUGGUCUCUGCUUGCAUUUUUGUAAUUUGAGAGUUUGCUCUCGGUUUCGUAGUACCUUAUCUUCUUGCUUGAUAGCUGUUUGGAUUCCUUAGUAUGUUUCAUAAAUUUGUUUUGGUUUUUUGGUCUUUACAACGUAAUUCAGGUGAGUUUUCAUACUUUCAUAAGGGCUAAUUUUGGGCGGAGCUGACAGAAUGAAAGGACUCUAUGAAGACUAUAGAGCAAUAGGUACGCUGAAGUGGGUAUAAGAAUUAGGGACAGCGUGGUGACUCCUGCAAUUUCCAUAGGUUCAGCUUGCAAUGCGUCCAGGGAACACCUUGAAAUUAAAGAUAUUUCUGGUCAUGUGAGGUCCUCGCGAUCUUCGGAAUGGAUAAAGUCCUCCUUUUAAAAAAAAAAAAAAAGUGUUAUUCGUUAUCUCAAGUAAGCUAAUGCAUUUGGACUGACUGCUUUCUCCAGAGUACAAUCAAGUUAAUUCAAUAAAUUGAGAGGUUAAGUGUUAACCGCUUUCCUUGGUUGUGAUAAACGGUGUUUGUUUCACAGUUGUGUCGUGCAUGUAUGGUUUUGGGGCCACAACGGUUGAACAUAUUACUCUUGAGGCUCGUUUACUAGUCAUUUUAUGGCACACCGUACAUUUCACUGUUUUUGGACAACUUGAGAGUUUUAUUGCACAUUGGCGCAUGUUCACAGAGGGACUCUGUCUUAUUCUGUUGAAUUGGCUUUGUAUUAUAUCUUGACAAAAUAGAAGCUUGAGAAAAUAUGAAUCUACAUUGAACCUGAGAAGAGACAAAAGCCGCGCUUUUAACAAAAUAUAUGAAACACAGUCAACGUAGUCACUUAUUGACAAAAAAAAUUUCACCAGUUUGUUUUACCUGUUAUUGAAUGUAUUUUACGAAGUUUCUCUAACUGUGACAGUUUGUUCUGUUUGGAAGUGUCGGGUUGCACAUCUUUGAAAGGAUGCAAUUCGUAUGCAUUUUCCCACAAACAUAGCUGUAUAUAUUUGCCGUUCUUUGCAUUUAAAUAAUCACUUAAGCUUUCUUUACAUACAGUAUGCAUUUGAAACUUUACAGUGCAUUUUGCAUUUAUUGUUUUGCCAAAUUGUCAGAACAUCGAAUUCUUAACUGAACAACCCUCCCAUACCAGGCCAGUUAAGCUGCUUUUUUUGGUUUAUUUUUCGUUUCUCAAAUAUCCCAUUGCAUACAGUAAUGUUUCUGGGUGAAUCUUCAUAUUCCAUUUUAAACUGUACGUUUACUUGGAUGGGAUGGUACUGUCAGUUGUCAAUAUGCCAAUUUCGAACUCUUGUUGCAAUUUAAAAGUGGAGGUACUGCAAAUUAUGACGGCAUUUUUGAACGUGUGGAAGUUUGACGCUUGUGUAUAUACAGGCUUUAUUAUUAAGGGCUAGGCCUAAUCUGCACCUGAGAAACUACAAAUUCAUUCAUUCAUUAUCCUGCAGAAAACACUGAAGCUAGUCAUUUUGUACCCAUUAAGUACUGAAGUACAGCAAAAACAUUAGAAUUUGUUGCGCAGAUGGUAAAAAUAGAUUUGAUUUCUGAAGUGCUGUCCAUCAACAUAGUGUUUUUAAGAUUUUUGUCAUUCUCAAAAGUUUGUGGUGAAGGUUGAUAUGUUUUCCUCCCUGGGUCAAUGCACUGAACCUACUCUGCCGUAAGUAAUGGAACUGACUCCACUCCUGUGAUGAAUCUGUUCCUCCAAACUUGUUCCUGGUACUUGGAGAGAUGCAAACACUAAUGAAUAGAAAUUAUGCUUUUGCUUGAGGUCCACACUGUUGUGAUGGAUGCGUACAAUAUGAAGCUAUCUUUUACUUUAUUUUCUGAUGUCGAUGCAUUACCUGAACAAUUGUAUGUAGGACACUUUAAUAUAAUACAUUUGUUUUUGAUAAAACAGGUUAAAAAAUAAACUUGUGUAGUGGUGUAUAAAAUCAAAGUAUUGUAUUACUUUGUAAUGUAUUUCUUGUUCAGUUGGUUGCUCUAUUUUUAUUUUUUUUUAAUUUUUUUUUUUUUAAAAAGCAUACCAAAUGUAAAUGAUGUACUAUAUUGAGUGUGCCAAUCCCUUUGAUUUGUAGAGCCAGACUCUUUACAAGUGCCAAUGUUGUGGAAAUCAUUUAAAAAAGGACUAGUGUAUUUUAUGGUCCGGUUUUUAAAACAAAUAAACAUUAAGUAUGUGAUUAUGGUAAAUAACGCAACAGGAAAAGGACAAUUUUAUUCUGUAUUCAAGAAUAAAGAUGACAAACUGCUGUUUUUAAAAGAAAUUACAUUUUAAUUGCAUGUGGUUGUUUUCGGUGGAGAGGGCUGGGUAAAGGAGAAACUGUAUUAACGUGAAACCCUGCUGACAAGGGGCUUAAUUAUUGUUCAUUACAGUAUUUUAGACAUAUUUCUUUUUUGUAUCUUUCAUUUCAACCACUGUUGCCUGAACCUCAUUCAUACAUGAAAAUGACUUUCAUAGCCUUCUCCUUUAAAGAAAAAAAUAUCAAUUUUAAAUUGGAAUAAACUUUGUUCCUAUA